GGUAGUAGAGGCAAUGCAAUUGAACCAAUUUCCUUACACUCUAGCUGAGGGAGAGACUUUCCCUUUACUUAGAGAGGGGCAGCAAUACUACUAUGCUCUUCGGUGCUCGUAGGUUGACUUCCCUUAUGCACCCAGCCGCUUCACUAAUGUGAAUAGGUUAUACAGAAGGGUGGGUUGGUUAUAUACUCUUAUGCGCGUUCCUUCUUAGAACCUUUUGGUAUGUAUUGCCCCCGAUCAGAUCCACCAGACAAGAAACUCAAUUCCGCACUGCUGCUGAGUCGUCGGACUUAUCCACCAAGGGAUUCGUGGAAUUUCUCGCCCCCUUUUGGGUAUGCAGGUACUAAGAGUCUUCUCACUACCAACCAGCAGACAUCAUCUGGCUGGGUCUUGCCGGGGAGAUCGGAGCAACAGGGAACGCCUAGACGACGUUUUUAUUCCCGGGCUGCAGUAAGUAGAUCGAGAGGUCGUUGCCCUUGUCCCCGAAUAUGGGUAAUAUGUUCUCAAAAAAAAAGUCUCCAAUCUGACCUAGCUGGCGAGCGAUCCCAGUUCGCGGCAGAGAACAAGACAGCAAGCGAGCGUACCUUUGUUCGCUUCUUCUCCACCAAGCACGGAAGUUUAAGGAUAACUGUAGGUCGGUGGCUACCUAAGGAAACUCCGAUUCGAUCCGCCCCCCGGCUGGGAGGCAUCUACCUCAUCCCGAUCACAAGGAGAGGUUCACCAUGA
This is a messenger RNA of Rosa chinensis, 723 nucleotides long. RefSeq lists its product as uncharacterized. NCBI's taxonomy places the organism in Eukaryota, Viridiplantae, Streptophyta, Magnoliopsida, Rosales, Rosaceae. The record is from RefSeq and is a predicted model, not a curated record.